GUUAAUUAUCUCGACACCAGCCUGUCUGCUCAAAGGAAGCCGAUUUGUUUGGUGUGUGUGUGUUUUUUUUCCAAUUAGCCGAUCUGUUUCGCAACAGCACACGAAGUUUGGUGUGUGUGUGUGUGUUUUUUUCCAAUUAGCCGAUCUGUUUUGCAACAGCACACGAAGUUAUUAUAUUUUGUGCUUGUGUUGUGCCCAACCCUAGCCAGGGGUCAAAAACUUUAGACUUGUCCUUUCAAGUUUCCAUUUGAUGAAUUAGACAUCACCCUUUCAAACGCAAGAUUUCCUAAUAAAUGCAUGGGUUGGAUAGUUGGCAACUUUUUAGCAAGAAAUGGAUUGGAUGGAUCCUAUUUCUGUGUUGUUCCUAUUUGCACUUACGCUUGCAUUCCUUUGGAAAAUGAGCGGUUUCUGGAAUAGCAGUAGCCGAAAGCUUCCACCAGGACCACGUCCAUUACCACUCAUUGGAAACCUCCACCAACUGGAUCUGAAGAGGCCUUACAGAACCAUGAUGAAGUUCUCAAAACAGUAUGGCCCUGUUUUCACCAUCCAAAUGGGACGCGAGAAAGUGGUCGUUCUGGCAGGCUACAAGACUGUGAAAGAGGCUUUGGUGAACCAGGCAGAUGCUUUUGCGGGCAGGCCCGUGAUCCCAGCGAUUGCACACUAUGAACAUGGCCAUGGUCUUGUUUUUUCUAAUGGUGAGAACUGGAAAGUGAUGAGGCGAUUCACGUUAAGCACAUUAAGAGACUACGGGAUGGGCAAGAAAACCAUAGAAGACAAAAUUGUUGAGGAGUGCCAUUUCCUAAUACAGGAGUUUGAAUCUUUUGAAGGAAAACCAUUUGAGGCGACUACAAUCAUGAAUGUUGUUGUUGCCAAUAUUAUAAUAGCCAUAUUACUCGGCAAGCGAUAUGAAUACAAAGAUCCCACGUUUAUGAGAUUACUGAACUUGAUCAAUGAAAACAACCGUCUCUUUGGAGGGAUCUCAGUCACGCUAUACAACAUGUUCCCCACUCUGGGUUUUUUCUCUGGUAUUCUGAAGACUGUUGAUAAGAACAUGAAUGAAAUGUACACCUUCAUACAGGAUACUUUCAUAGAACACCUCAAAGAACUGGAUGUGAAUGACCAGAGAAGCUUCAUCGAUACUUUUCUAAUCCAGCAGCAAGAGGAAAAGGACAAGAAGCAAAGCAACAGAUUUUUCCAUAAUGAAAACCUAAAAUUUAUUGUGGAAAACCUAUUUGCUGCUGGAAUGGACACCACUUCGACUACCUUGCGUUGGGGCCUGUUGCUGAUGAUGAAGUACCCUGAAAUUCAGCAGAAAGUGCAAGAAGAAAUAACAAAGGUGAUCGGAUCAGGUCAGCCGCGGAUGGAGCACCGAGCAAAACUGCCCUACACGGAUGCGGUGAUUCAUGAGGUUCAGAGGUUUGGUAAUAUUCUCCCUACCAACUUGUCACAUGCCACCACUGCAGAUGUCACUCUUGGAGACUACUUCAUUCCAAAGGGAACGCAUGUCAUUCCAUUACUGUACUCUGUGCUGUACGAUGAAUCUGAGUGGGAGAAACCCUUUAAAUUCUAUCCUGAGCACUUCCUUGAUUCCGAAGGAAAGUUUAUCAAAAGAGAUGCCUUCCUGCCUUUCUCCGCAGGUCGACGAAUGUGUGUUGGUGAGACUCUGGCCAAAAUGGAACUCUUCCUCUUCUUUGUGAGUCUUAUGCAGAGAUUCACUUUCCAGCCAGCCCCUGGGAUGUCAAAAGAAGACCUGGACCUGACCCCUACAGUUGGAUUCAUAGCACCUCCAAAACCCUUCCAUCUCUGUGCUUUGCCACGCUCUUAAUCCAACCACGCUUAGCUCCCCACUGUGCUCACCACCUUCCUCUUCUGCACCUUUUUGCCUGCUGAGGACAGUUCAGGCUCAUUAAUACCAGACUGUGCUUUGACACAAAGUUGUUUCCUUGGUGUUUCCUAAGGACAUUUCAGAUUCAACAGAACCACACUAUAGUUGGUCACAAACCUUCAUGCUUCAUAUACCUAGCUGUGGAUCCCCUACAAGCUAAAUCAGAGACAUAUCUUACUUCAAAAUUUGGACUUCACCUCUUGAAUUGUUUGCUCUACAAUAACAUUGUUUCUGUGUCUGAUUUCUUGGACUGACACAUUACAGACGUCUUUCAACCCCUGAAACAACCAAAGUGAGCUAACAGAGAUCAUAUCCUUCCAAGUGAACUCCUUCCAAUGGUACCAGCUAUGUAGAUGAAAUAAAUAUCAUUAAUGUUGCAUUUUACAUAUGAAGCCUGCUUCACAAACAUGCAAGGCCACUUGAUUUUCCUACCUAUUCUGCUAAUUCUGAGAUUUGUUUGAGCAAUUAUACUGCCUUAAGUAAGGUUGCCAAGACUUUCUGCGCAUGCAUCGAGAACACACUGCGCUUUGAGGCGUUCUUGUCAGGUUUUGAAUGUCUGAAUGUUAAGCUAGGGAAAAAAACGUUAAGCUAGAAAAAGCUUUUAUGUGAAACGAGGAAAACUGAGUACCACCUCAUUGCACCAAACCACUUUUUGUGUAUAGCUGCGCACCCAAAGUGUAUGCUUUUCAGCACACAUCAAGAGCUGGACUGGACUUUUGAAUGGACACUUUGGGAUUCUUAUUUGUUUGUUAAUUGUAUACAAAAUGGGUCAGGAUCCCAUCAUCCAUUAUCCUUGUAUCCUCUGAAUAUUGUUGGAUCAUUAUGCAAGUAUUUCCAAUUUUUUACAAUUUAAGAUAUUACACAUAUACUUUUCCAGUAUUUUUGAGUGUAUUUGAGGCUGGUUAGCAUAGAACCUUUGGAUUACUUACCUGCUUACCUUGUUAUCCAUGUCAUUCUUUUGUUUGGGUUGCAGAAUCCCCAGUUGAGGGAAGAGGAUCCCCUGGUUUGGAGGCCCUUCCCCCACUUCUGGGUUACAGCCUUGCUCCUGGCUCCAUCCCCAAAAUCCCCAGAUAUUUCCUGAAUUGACCCUAGCAACCCUAGCCUAAAGUCAGAGAAGAAUGUAUAAAACAGACCACUGAUUACUGAAUGAGUAAGCAAGUCAAACUGAUUUCUUGGUGAAACAAUUUUUGUGAUUGAGGAAGAGAUGCAGAAAAUUAUAGGUACUGUGACUGAGAAAGAGACGAUUGAGAAAGAGAUACAGAAGAUUACAGAUACUGGCUUUGAUCCAGUGAUGUGUUUAUGCAGGCAAAAGAUUUCUUCCUAGGGAGCUCCAGACUGACUUAGUAGAAUGGUAAGAUAUGAACAUUCUGAACAUUCAUUCAUCUAUUUUGCUUGAAAUCAUGCUCUUAUUUAGCCACCAGUAUUGAGGGCAUAUCUCUCUUCUGUCUUUCUAUUCUUAUCAUAGGCAGAUUAAUGACCCUUGUUAAUAGUGUCAUGUACCUAUUAUUGCAUUUAUGAAACACUGUGCAUAUUAAAGUUGUCAACAUUAAUCAUAAUAAAAAUAAUAAUUUGCUAGUA
Molecule: messenger RNA, 3463 nt
Organism: Heteronotia binoei (common prickly gecko)
Lineage: Eukaryota; Metazoa; Chordata; Lepidosauria; Squamata; Gekkonidae
Product: cytochrome P450 2K1-like
Exons: 10
Coding region: 332-1825 (497 amino acids)
Biological process (GO): xenobiotic metabolic process
Cellular component (GO): intracellular membrane-bounded organelle; cytoplasm
Molecular function (GO): heme binding; iron ion binding; oxidoreductase activity, acting on paired donors, with incorporation or reduction of molecular oxygen, reduced flavin or flavoprotein as one donor, and incorporation of one atom of oxygen
Source: RefSeq, a predicted model, not a curated record